AUGAGUGUUGGAGAGUUGUUGGAGGACUCGCUGGACGUGUGCGACUCCUCUCCUGCCGAUUCUUUUACUGAUAUUCAGUUCUUGUUUCGUGCCUACUUGAUGCCCAUCACCUAUCUGUUCGGCAUUUUCGCCAACUCCAUCAAUGUCGUCGUAUUCUCACGGAAGACUAUGCGCAAUCAGCCUGUCAACUGGUUCUUCCUGGUGCUGUCGCUCAGUGACCUCACCGUUCUUAUCGCCUCGUUCUUCGUAUUCUCCGUACCUGUCUACGCAGAAGUGUCCGAUGACGUCGACAUGGCGCGAGCGUCGGCCGUACUAAUCGUGUGGUUUUACCCACUCGCACAAACUGGUCUCACCAUGUCCGUCUACCUCACAAUAUUGGUCUCAGUGCAUCGAUUCAUGGGAGUGUGUCAUCCUUUCCUG
This is a messenger RNA of Ostertagia ostertagi, 420 nucleotides long. The record is from the annotation of a GenBank genome assembly. Lineage: Eukaryota; Metazoa; Nematoda; Chromadorea; Rhabditida; Trichostrongylidae.